AUGUCGACACAGCGGUAUGUUGUGAACCCUUUGCUUUCUCUAAAGAACCGGAGCUUGACGCCAGUUUGUGUCUUUGCUGCGGUCCUUUGGGUGUUCAUUAUCGCGGCGCACAGCGAUGAGGGCGACUUCAGCUCCAGGCAGCCUUCUCCAACACCGCGACAACCAGAGACCAGCCAAAACAUACAGUACAUGCUCGAGAUGUGA
This is a messenger RNA of Knipowitschia caucasica, 204 nucleotides long. The record is from the annotation of a GenBank genome assembly. NCBI's taxonomy places the organism in Eukaryota, Metazoa, Chordata, Actinopteri, Gobiiformes, Gobiidae.